Messenger RNA from Brienomyrus brachyistius, 4579 nucleotides. RefSeq lists its product as uncharacterized. NCBI's taxonomy places the organism in Eukaryota, Metazoa, Chordata, Actinopteri, Osteoglossiformes, Mormyridae. The coding region runs from base 537 to 2975 and encodes 812 amino acids. The record is from RefSeq and is a predicted model, not a curated record. Gene Ontology annotation, biological process: regulation of microtubule cytoskeleton organization; microtubule anchoring at microtubule organizing center; protein localization to organelle. The transcript is spliced from 11 exons. Gene Ontology annotation, cellular component: Golgi apparatus; cytosol. Gene Ontology annotation, molecular function: dynactin binding; dynein complex binding; cytoskeletal adaptor activity.
GUCAACGGCGUAGUGAUGAAACCAUGACGAAAGUAAAAGUUUAUGCAAAAGACAAACCUGUAUCACGUUCUACCACGAUGUUAAACAUGCAUAUUGUGCUGCGCGUAAUAUAAUAUUAUUUGAAGUUCCAAAUUCUUUAAUAGUUGUCAAUUAAUACCAACAUUUAAUUUUAUUCUUAUGACUUUAUUCAUGCAUGGCAUAACCAGAGAAUACAGCUGGGUGUUUACUAAAACGAUUUUAGACCAUGUACUUUUUUAUGCAUCAUCUUGUAUAAAUUCCCAUUAAAAACAAAAGACUCUGCCAACUUCUUAAUUGGCCUGGUAUGAACAUAACCGUAAUGAGAAGAUGUAUUUCAACACUGCCGGCACAUAAACUUGCAUACGGACAGUACCGGCGUUUAUGGUGGAUGAGCGGCCAUCCAUCGCAUUGACUUAGGGGAAGGUGACGUUACUUAGGCGGGGGGCCGGGCUUGGUCAGCAUCAACAUUUCCCAAAGCGAGUGAGAAGAUGCCCAGUGGCUGGUGGCUGCAGUGAGACAUGCUGGAGGAGGACGACAUCGCUGGCGGCGCCAGUGACCGCGCCUUGAGAGCAGAGCUGGAGCGGCUGAGCCUGGAGCUGCAGGAGGCCAACGAGGAGAAGCUUCAGGCAGCCCGGUAUGGCCUGGCUGUCCUGGAGGAGAGCGCCGCCCUGAGGAGCAGGCACAGCCAGCUGGAGGAGGAGCACGAGGUCCUCCGGCGGGAAGUGCAGCAGCUCAGAGAGGCGCUGGCGGACUCCGUGAGCAGCCAUAAGCGAGCAGCGGCUGACGGGGAGAGCCGCGAGGAGAGCUUGCUUGAGGAGACGGCCAACAAGGAGGCGGCCAUGGCACUUCGCUUGGAGGAGCUGAAGGCCGAAUUGCAGCAGAACCAUGUGACGCUGACUAAUGUUCACGCCGAGAACGACAGGUUGGGGGCGCUCUCCAGCCAGCUGAAGAAGGAGUGCGAGCACCUGGAGGAGGAGAAGGACCAUCUGUGUAGUGAGGUGAAGGAGUACAAGCUACGGGAGGUGAGACUGCUGCAGGACAACGGCGAGCUGGAGGAAGAGAACAUCUUGCUGCAGAAGCAGGUCUCCAUGUUGAGGGAGAACCAGGUGGAAUUUGAGGCCCUGAAGCUGGAGCUGGUCCACAAGCAGGAGAAGCAGGACAUGCUAAGGGCCCAACUGGAGGAGGCGGCACGGUUGAAGGAGAUCACGGAGCGCCAGCUGGAUGAGGCGCUGGAGGCCCUGAAGGAGGAGCGAGAGGAGAAGAAUAGUCUGCGUAGGGAGAUCUCCAGCCUGGCGUUCCAGCACUGCAGCGUCUCCAGUACGUUGGAGCUGCAUCCGGACCGGUUGGGGGACUCCCCAAACAGUGGGGAGCAGGAAGACCAGGACAGUGGUUACAACAAUGGCCAAGGCUCUGUGGGUCCAGUCUGCCGUGGCUCCCACCUCGCACCAGCCCCGGGCCUGGUGUCUGACCUGCUAAGCGAGCUGCACCACUCGGAGAGCCAAGACCUUAAACAGCAACUGUUGCAGGCUGAAAGGGAGAACUCGGCCUUGUCCAGCACCGUGCAGGACCUGCAGAGGCAGCUGACCCUUUCCCAAGAGGUCUUCACUGAGCAGCAGGGCAGGAUGGAGGCGCUGACCCAGAGCCUAGAAGUCCUGCAGAAGGGCGUCAGCCGGGAGCCGGUCCUGUCUGUGGAGAGUCGGGGCGGGAACCACCAUGGCAACGAGGAGGUGCCACAGCUGCGGGAGGAGCUGAGGGAGACGAGGGCACUGCAUGAAGCACUGGAGGGCCGCUACCGCAACGAGAAGGAGCGGUGGAGAGGCGAGGCACAAGAGCUGGCCGAGAAGAUCCGCAGGUGCAUCCGGGCCAGCCGGCUGGACCAGCAGCGCAUCCUGGAGCUAGAGACGGAGAUUGCCGCCACCCGGAAGGUGGCCAUGGACUCUGAGGGCCACCUCGCUGUGGCCCGGGAGGAACUACUGGCCUUAUCAGAGGAGCUGGCCAACCUCUAUCACCAUGUUUGUGCCUGCAACAACCUCACACCCAACCGUGUCACACUGGACUAUUACCGUGAGGGUGUUCGGCAGCGUCGGCCACACCACCAUGGCCCCCUGGGCAAGACCCACCCCGCAGACCCCUCCGCCGGCACUGGGGACUCCUCAGCCAGCUGCCCAGGUUCCCCCACGAUGGACGUUCUUGAUUCGAGUAACGUGUGCAGUCUGGUGGUGCUGAUUCGCCGCCAGAUGAGAUACCUCCAGGCCACCAUUGAGCUGUGCCAACAGCGGGGAACAUUGACCUCCCCGUGGUCCCACGUGUCCUUUGAAAUGGAGCGGGAUGCGGGGGGCUUCCUAGAGGAAAUCCUGAAGCUCAAAUCCAUGCUCAGCACCAAAAGGGAGCAGAUUGCAACCCUCAGGACCAUCCUGAAGGCCAACAAACAGACGGCAGAGGUGGCCUUGGCAAACUUGAAGACUAAAUACGAAGCGGAGAAGAGCUUGGUGUCGGAGACCAUGCUGAAGCUGAGGAACGAGCUGAAGGCCCUCAAGGAGGACGCAGCCACCUUCUCGUCGCUCCGCGUCAUGUUUACCAGCAGAUGUGACCAGUAUGUGACCCAGCUGGACACUAUGCAGAAACGGCUGGCUGCUGCUGAGGACGAGAAGAAGACCCUGAACUCGCUGCUCCGCAUGGCCAUCCAGCAGAAGUUGGUGCUGACUCAGAGGCUGGAGGACCUGGAGAUGCCCGACAAUUCCCUCAGCAGUAGCGGCAGCCCCCGCCACUCCCGGGAUAAGCUGUGUGCCCUCAGGUCUGGCCGGGCCUCUAGAAGCCCAUGUGAAAGCCCUGGUCGGCCCCCAAGGAAAAGCCCUCUCUCCAGUCCAGCCAGGACAGCUAGUGCCCCGCCCAUUGGCCCAUGCAGCACCAGUCACACUCGGACACUCUCCCGGUGUCUACAUUCCAGCCCGAGAUAGAACCAAGCCUCAACUGUAAUUCAAGCUCCCUACAACAUCUCUGAUCUUUCUGCUCAAGUAAUUGCCGACUUCCAUGGAUUUGUCCAUACUGACUCCAAGACUGAAGGUGUCCUUCUCCUCACAGUUGUGGUGGUUCUUACCCCUUAAGCCACUUUGUGCAAGAUGUAGUUUUUUUUUUUCCCCUAGUAUUUGCUCAGGUGUUGCACCCCAGGCAAAAAAAUGUUAACAGGUACGUUCUGAAAACUUCUACAUUCAAGUUCUAAUGGUUUGUCCCUCUACAUUGUCAAACAACCAGCCUCUUCAGCCAGCUCUAUGAAUUCCAGCUCAGGCUAGAUUCUGACAGGGAAAAAUUCUUCCAUAUAUUUCCAGGGUUCUUUAUCCAACGGGUUUGUCCUGCCAUUUCGCUGUGAAGGUGCCUUAGAAGUGGCUUCUGUAUCAUGAGAUGCAUUGGAAGUAUUGACUGCAUAUGACGUUUUGCAUCACUACUGCUGAUGCCUACUUACACAUCUGGUCUGUUCUGGACCUGAACGUUUACCGGAUCCCUCACUAAAGAAUAACAGCUUAGAUCUUCUACCAUCCCCGUAAUCUACCUGUUCCUACCUCGUCCCUACAGGUUUCAUUUAGUGAGUGCUGACUACUGUUUUUCUGAAUAAAAUGCAUUGUACAGGCAAGCUUUUCCACAAAAAAAAAGCACAAUAUUUUUGCUUGCCUUGACUGACAUUUUGCACUUCUCGUGUUUAGCUUUUUUAGCUUGUUCCUGCAGUUUGCCCUUUAGAUACUACUAAGAGCGAAAAUGCCACUGAGCAACUUGGAACUGAAGUUCUGAGGGCCAGUAAACCCCCCCCCCCCCCCCCCCCGUGCAGAUUGUAAGAGGAAUAGUUGGGAUUCUGCAACUUUAAGACGAUAUCCCGUUGGAAGCCUCAUGAAAAGUGAGAGCUGUGGGCCAAAUGAGAUGCAGGGUAAGUAAGUUGUGCCCAGAGCAACAUUUUGGAGAUGCUGGUUGUGAUGGUUGCAGAUUUGAGUUUGUGAUAGUUCUGGGUCAGAAUACAUCAGGCCUCUGUCUUUACCAGAAACGUGCCUUACGUUGUCUCUUAAACAGAAGCACUCUUUCAUAAACUGAAAUCAGUUUGUACACAUGGCUCUCUGAGCAUAUUUAUACAUGCUGUCGGGCUUCUGAGGUCUUUGGUUUUAGUCACUCCAGCUGCCAGCCCAUUCGGUGUUUUAGUCAUUCCCAGUUCUCCCAGUGGCAGUGCUGCACCAUCUGAGGUGCUUCCCAACGCUCUCACUUUUCAUAGUUUUAUUAAAUGUUCUUAAAUUUGUUUAAUAUAUGAAUAGGAUUUACUGACCCGAUUUAUUAGACUUUAUAUACUCGUUCAUGCAGAACAUUUUAACUCAGGAUGGAAAUUGGAGAAACGCAACCUGAAUUGCAGAAAGCUCCGAGGACCAUUUUGCUAUUUUAAAAAGGGUUAAACCUCAAGAUCCAAGAUUGUUUGUUUGUUUGUUUGUUUGUUUUGGUUCCUGAUUGACUGACAACCCCAGCGAACCACUGACAAGCCUGUUUACCAGUACAACUGUAUGUUGAUAAUAAAGCACUUUGCGAAUCA